Molecule: messenger RNA, 4295 nt
Organism: Durio zibethinus
Lineage: Eukaryota; Viridiplantae; Streptophyta; Magnoliopsida; Malvales; Malvaceae
Source: RefSeq, a predicted model, not a curated record
ACAACAACCCCCCCCCCCCCCCCCCAAAAAAAAAGCACAAAAUUUCAAAUUCCUUUUUUAAAUCCUCAAAGGUUAAAUUCAAAACCUAAAGUUCCUCGAAUCUAAUCCCCGAAUCCUCCAUGUUAAUAUCCCCCCAAAAUUUCGACUUUCUUCUCUAAAAUCAUAUCUGUCAUGGCCCUUAUCUGAUCUUAAUCGAAUUUAGUGGAAUUUGAGAGUGGAGUGAGGUAUGAAGCGAGAGUUGGAUUUCGGAUUGGAGGGUUCACUCGGUCCAACUCGGGAGACGGUGACUCACUCUCAAACUCAGGCUAGUUCUAGUGCUAGUUGUAAAAGAAUUAAAAGUACUCAAGUGAAUGGUUACAUUGUUUACACUCGAGUUAAAAAAUCUAGAAUUAAUUGCCAUGAUGAAUUUUCUGAGAAUUUAGGAAACAAAAAGCUGAACAUUAGUAAACCGAUAAAUGGUGUUAAAGAGUCUUUAGUUGAUAGGGAUCAGAAGAAUAAAACUUUGAUUGAAGCAAGUGAUGUGAAUAAUGAUGUAGUUGAAGGUGUAAUUGGAGGUAGACCAGGAAAUGAAACUGUAAUGGCAGUUGAAAAUGUGGUUGAUGAGAGCUUAGCUGUUCGAGAUAUUGUUGAAGGGGGUCCAUUUAUAGAGGCUUCGAUUGAAGAGAGCCAUAUUAUUGGAGAAAAUGCCAUUGUAGGGAACCUGGUUGUUGAGGAAAUUGGAAUGGAUGGUAGGCCUGUUGUUCAAUCUAGGUUUCGUGCAGUGUCUAGUUAUAAUUUGGUAAAGGUCAUGCCUAAAGAGAAGUCGAUGAAUGAGCUGGAGACGAGUCUGGUUGAGAAAGGAGGUUUUGAAGGAUCUUCGAUGCAGAUUGUUGACGGUAGUGACGGAAAUAAUGAUGAUUUGCACUUGAAGGCCCUGGGACGGUCUAAACAAUCAUCAUUGAGACCAAAGGUUGAAGCAGUAGGCAGUUUGGAGGGUGAACAGCAGACUGUUGAAAAUGUGUUAGUUUCAAAUUUUGGUGGACAGGAAGCAGCUGAAGGCAGUGGAUUGACGACUCCAAGGAAGAAUUUGGAGUUGAAAAUUUCAAAAAAGGUUGCCCUUAAUAAGUGCCCAAUGACAGUUAAAGAGCUCUUUGACACUGGUUUACUUGACGGGGUUCCAGUAGUUUACAUGGGUACAAUAAGUAGUAAGACAGCUGGUCUUCGGGGUAUCAUUACAGAUGGAGGAAUUUUGUGUUCAUGUUCUUUGUGCGAGGGGCGUAGGGUUGUUGCUCCUUCCCAAUUUGAGAUUCAUGCUUGUAAACAAUACAAACGUGCAGCACAAUAUAUCUGCUUUGAAAAUGGGAAGAGCCUGCUCGAUGUGUUGAGGGCAUGCAGGAGGAGACCUCUACAUACAUUAGAAGCAACAAUUCAAAAUAUCGUUAGUGCUUUGCCUGAGCAAAAAUGUUUCACUUGUCGAAGAUGCAAAGGUUCAUUUCCUGUAAUACAUGAUGGCCAAAUGGGGCCACUUUGCAAUUCAUGCAUGGAGUCAAAGAAAUCUCAGUGCAGCACAAUGAGUGCACCCAGAGCAGGAGCUAGAUCACAAGAACCACUAUUGAUUUCACAGUCCUCUGGAACUGCUACAAUGGGUAUCUUUCCACAAUCUACUAGACAAUGGAAGAUAACAAGAAAAUCACAAGAAUCAGUUUUGAUGUCGCAGUCUUCUGGAAGUGUGUCAUUGAGCAUCUCUUCACAAAAUAAAAGUCAAUGCAAGAAAGCAGGAAAGUCAUCAGAGUUUGAUUUGACAUCAAAUUCAUCACAAUGUUCUUCAUUAUCUAUUUCUUCACAAAAUAGAAAUCCAUGGAAGACAACAAGAAAGUUAUGGCUGGUGUAUCAUGCUUCCAUAUUUGUUAUUUCUAGGUUAACAAAACCAGGGUUAUUGACAAAGUCCUUGAAGAGUGCUUCAGUUUAUAUUUCCUCAAAAAAUAAGGGCCAAUGGAGAAUAAAAAAGAAGCCAGUGAAACCGGUUUUGAUGUCAAAGACCUUCAAAGGUGCCUCAUCGCCAAUGUAUUCACCCAAUGGAAGUCAAUGGAAGAUGACAACAAAAGAUCAGCGAUUGCAUAAGUUGGUAUUUGAGGAAGAUGGACUGCCUGAUGGAACUGAAGUUGCAUAUUGUGUCCAUGGACAGAGAUUGCUUGAGGGUUACAAAAAGGGCUAUGGGAUAAUUUGUCGUUGUUGCAAUUGUGAGGUUAGCCCGUCACAAUUUGAAGCUCAUGCUGGUCGGGCUUCUCGCCGAAAACCCUAUGCUUACAUUUACACAUCUAAUGGGGUGUCUCUGCAUGAACUGGCAAUAUCUCUCUCAAAAGGUCGUCGUUAUUCUGCCAAGGAUAAUGAUGAUGCAUGCAUCAUUUGUGCUGAUGGUGGAAAUCUUUUGCUUUGUGAUGGAUGCCCGAGGGCCUUCCAUAAAGAAUGUGCAUCUCUACCAACAAUUCCUCGUGGUCACUGGUACUGCCAAUAUUGCCAGAACAUGUUUAUGAGAGAAAAGUGUAUGGAGCAUAAUGCUAAUGCUGUUGCUGCUGGAAGGAUUUUAGGAGUUGAUGCUAUAGAACAAAUAACCAGCAGAUGCCUACAUAUUGUGAAAAGCAUCGAGGCAGAACUUAGUGGAUGCACAUUAUGCAGGGCAUGUGAUUUUAGCAAAUCAGGAUUUGGUCCUCGGACAAUAAUACUGUGUGAUCAGUGCGAGAAAGAAUAUCAUAUUGGCUGUUUGAGGAGUCAUAAAAUGGCUGAUCUAAGGGAAAUACCCAGAGGGAAAUGGUUUUGCUGCUCAGAUUGCAGUAGGAUCCAUUCUACACUGUGGACGUUGCUCAUUCGUGGAGCUGAAAAGCUUCCAGAGUUCUUUUUGGAUAUUGUGAAGAAGAAGCAUGUAGAAAAGGGUUUAGAUGCUAAUAUCAAUAUUGACGUGAGAUGGAGGCUUCUUAGUGGCAAAUUUGCUUCUCCUGAAACUAGAUUGUUGCUUUCUCAAGCUGUUGGUAUCUUCCAUGAAUGUUUCAACCCUGUAAUUGAUGCAUCAACUGGGCGGGACCUUAUCCCAUGCAUGGUUUAUGGAAGGAAUUUAAAGGGCCAAGAAUAUGGGGGAAUGUACUGUGCAGUAUUGACAAUCAACUCAUACGUUGUAUCAGCUGGAAUAAUUCGAGUUUUUGGGCAAGAAAUUGCUGAACUCCCUUUAGUUGCUACAAGCUUUGCUAACCGUGGGAAGGGAUACUUCCAGUUAUUGUUUUCUUGUAUUGAGAAGCUGCUGGCAUUCUUGAAUGUCAAAAACAUUGUGCUUCCAGCUGCUGAAGAAGCCGAAUCAAUCUGGACGGACAAAUUCGGCUUCAAGAAGUUAAGGCCAGACCAGCUUAGUGAAUAUAAGAAAUCCUGCUGCCAGAUGGUGAUUUUCAAAGGAACUUCGAUGCUACAGAAACAAGUUUCCCCCUGUCCAGUUAUUAAUAGUACAGAGCCUACAGAGUUAUAUAACCAAGUGGAGUAAGGGAUAGUUUAUUUUUGGAGCGGAAGGGAGGAAAAUAGCUUUUUUUUUUUUGUUGUAUUUAAUUUGUGUAUGGACGUAGAUAUUGAGGUACAUAAAUUUGUUAUUCUCUGUCACUUUUAAGGUCAAGGUAAAGAAGUGAGCUCAAUUUGUGAAAUGGGAGGAGCUCCAAUGUGAAGUGCUGUUAAAAUUCUCUUAUCCUACUAUUAAUGAAACAGCCCGGCACAAGACUUGCAUUUGGCAGAAUAGAGGAUAGGUAAUCGAAGUUACUAGGGUUUAUAUUUGAUUUCUUGGAUUUAUCUGCAAGUUCGUUAGGACUAACAGUGGGAUUGCAUUUCGAAGUUUGUUUAUUACCAACACCUACAAACAUCACAGCCUUUCCUUGUAAUGGACACAGUACGGAAGACGUUGUUGAAUAAAUGUCUGAAAGAGGAUAUAAACCAGAAACCGAGAUAUUGACUAGCCUUCCUGCUUCCGCCUUUGUGAUUUAAGAAACAAUGAUUUCCAUUCUACAAAACCCCAGAACUUGAUUAGUCCUCAAAUGCGGUCGCAUGAAUUUGAAGCAAAAUCAAACAAUCCAGUUUUUAUCCCAAAAAGGUUGAUCUCAAACACAAAUUUAUUACCAUGUGUAGAAAUAGAAAAGCUUACUACUCUCAAUCAUAAGGUCUGAGGAGACCACUAGCUGAAGGUCGUGUUAGAGUUGCUUAUUAUGGGCGUUUGCUGAUUGUCCUAAACAUCUUCAAAUUGUAAUAUAACUCUUUCUAGUAUUGAUUAUCUUCAGUAAUUUCAUCCA